CGGGUGGGGUUAAUAGUAGUGGCUCACUUGAAGGUACAGCUUGAGCAGUUUGUCGCUCUGCUUUUCCUCUUUAAACACUCUGAGAAGGACUGAGCGAAAUUUGGGUUUGUUUUGUUGGAGUGGAGUAGAAGGUGCUGGAAGUUUUGGAGACUCAGCAAUCAUGCAUCUUAUAUAAUAAUGAUGAUGAUUUUGAUGAUAACGGGCUGUGUGUGUGAGCGCUGAGGUAUUCACACAUUUCGAGUGUGAGGGAAACUCGAAACUCCGGGAAGCACAAGCGUGACCAUGCUGAACGGACAGGAGCAGCCCAAACUGGGCCUCUCCACUAAGCCCGCUCCGUUCAGCCUUGGCGAGGUGUCGAGCAUCUCCUGGGCGUCCGUGGCUAACCAGCUGAAGUAUGUUUCUCUCGGGGUUUUGGUGCUCCAGACCACCUCGCUGGUUCUGAUCAUGCGUUACUCACGCACUCUGCAGUCUGAGGGUCCGCGAUACCUCGCCUCUUCCGCCGUCGUGUUUUCUGAGAUCUUAAAGCUCCUCAUCUGCACGGUGCUCGUCUUCAGCAACAACAGUUUUAGUGUUCGAGGCCUUAAUCAGGUGUUGAAGGAGGAGAUCAUUCACAAACCCUCAGACACGCUGAAGCUGGUGAUCCCAUCAGGCAUCUACACGCUGCAGAACAACCUGCUCUACUUGGCUCUGUCCAACCUGGAUGCUGCUACGUACCAGGUUACGUAUCAGCUGAAGAUCCUCACCACCGCUCUGUUCUCCGUGGUGAUGCUUGGGAAGAAACUUGGCAUCUUCCAGUGGCUCUCGUUACUCAUUCUAAUGAUAGGCAUUGCUUUUGUACAGUGGCCAGCAAGCUCUCCCUCCAACUCCGAGAAGGAGAUGGCUGCGGGUUCGAAGUUAAUCGGCGUGCUCGCUGUGCUGUUUGCCUGCUUCUCCAGUGGCUUUGCCGGCGUUUACUUUGAGAAGAUCCUCAAAGAGACCAAACAGAGUGUCUGGAUCCGCAACAUUCAGCUGGGUUUGUUUGGUCUGAUCUUCGGGUUAAUUGGAGUGUUUGCGCAGGAUGGGGAUAAGGUCUGGGAGAGUGGAAUUUUACAGGGUUAUAACAGCGUGACCUGGGCUGUGGUGAUUCUACAGGCUAUGGGUGGCUUGAUCGUCGCGGCUGUCAUCAAGUAUGCAGAUAACAUCCUGAAGAGUUUUGCCACGUCUGGCUCCAUCAUGUUAUCCACUCUCAUCUCCUACUUCUGGCUGCAUGAUCUUAAUCCUACCAGUUUGUUCUUCGUGGGUGCCGUGCUGGUCAUCACAGCCACUUUUGUCUAUGGGUAUGACUGGAAAUCUGGUGUAAAUCCUAGCAAACCUUAGGACGAGGGACGCGGUGUGAACAUGACAGAGCAUCUGUGGAAACUCGGCAUUGCCGACCAGAGAAGAAGAAGGAAGAGGACAAGAGCACAUGAAGAUCCGGGGUGUGAUGAUAUACAAGUAUGAGGAUUAUAGCAUUAUGCUAAUGCAAUGUGGUUUCCAAUUGGAGGACGGCAUAGAGAUGAGACUGCACAGUAUUAAAGACACAAUGUAUUAUAUUACUGAUUGCCGGCACAUGCCUGAUUAUAAAGUUCUCACUCACUUAAGAUUUACGUUAAAGGAUUUUGAAUGGUUUCCUGAGGAAAACUGUCUAUGUAAUUUUGCCAUGUACCUGAACAUGGUCAACCUAAAGAUGGUCAAUUUCUCGCAUGUACUGUAAUAAAAGCAAGAUGCUGAUGCUUUA
This is a messenger RNA of Pangasianodon hypophthalmus (striped catfish), 1756 nucleotides long. RefSeq names its product solute carrier family 35 member A3b (gene slc35a3b). The record is from RefSeq and is a predicted model, not a curated record. NCBI's taxonomy places the organism in Eukaryota, Metazoa, Chordata, Actinopteri, Siluriformes, Pangasiidae. The coding region runs from base 283 to 1356 and encodes 357 amino acids. Gene Ontology annotation, cellular component: Golgi membrane. Gene Ontology annotation, biological process: pyrimidine nucleotide-sugar transmembrane transport. Gene Ontology annotation, molecular function: UDP-galactose transmembrane transporter activity. The transcript has 9 exons.